UGAGACACACGUGACGCAUGCGCAGUGAGGAGGCAGUGCACGUUCAGCGCUUCAGGAGCCGCGUGAGACUCUUGCAGCGUGUCGUGUUCUAGGCUCAAAAUGUCUGGGAAGAGUUUUCGAGUUAGUGACGGGGACUGGAUUUGUCCCGAUAAAAAAUGCGGAAAUGUAAACUUUGCAAGGAGAACUAGCUGUAACCGGUGUGGUAGAGACAAAACCACAGAAGCCAAGAUGAUGAAAGCAGGAGGCACUGAAAUUGGUAAAACUCUGGCAGAAAAAAGCAGAGGACUCUUUAGUGCGAAUGACUGGCAGUGUAAAACAUGUGGUAAUGUGAACUGGGCCAGACGAUCGGAGUGCAACAUGUGUAAUACACCCAAAUAUGCCAAACUUGAAGAAAGAACAGGUUAUGGUGGGGGCUUCAAUGAGAGAGAGAAUGUAGAAUAUAUUGAACGAGAGGAGUCUGAUGGAGAAUAUGAUGAGUUUGGUAGAAAAAAGAAAAAGUUUCGAGGUAAAAGUAGUAGUACUUCUUCCUCUAAAGAAAGUGAAAAGAAAGAAUCAAAACGGGAAGAAGAGGAAGAGGAUGAGGAGGAAGAUGAUGAAGAUGGUGACCUCUCGAAAUAUAAGUUGGAUGAUGAUGAUGAGGAGGAUGAAGAUGGAGACCUUUCAAAGUAUGACUUGGAUGCCAGUGACGAAGAUGAGGAUAAGAAGGAGGAGAAGAAGAAGGGCAGUCGCUCGGGCUCGUCCCGCUCUCGCUCUUCUUCUCGCUCCUCCAGCUCCGCCUCACGGUCCAGGUCCAGGUCCCGCUCUAGAAGCUCGUCCAGCUCCAGGUCUGGCUCUCACUCCAGGUCCCGUUCCAGAUCCAGCUCCAGGUCUGGAAAGGGCUCAUCACGGAAGGCCUCCCGCUCGCCCUCCUCUUCCCCUGAGAGGACACUCAAACGCAGUCGGUCCCGGUCCUCUUCUGGAGGGAGGAAACGCAGGCGCUCUAGAUCUCAUUCGUCCGAAAGGUUUGGGUUUAUGUGGAAUACCACAGUGGCACAGAUCAUACUUCUGUUGCCUUCUUUUGGAUUUUGCAAUUGACAUGUUAUCAUAUCUGGGCAUUUUUAUCCAAUUCUGGUGUUAUUAUUUUGUUUAGUAUUAAUAACUAAUGAGGUGUAAUUUGGUUUACUGACCUUGUACUUCUUCCCUUGUGUUUGUGCUUGCAGGAGGCGUGGGCAGUCCUCUGGGUCAUCAAAUUCUGGCUCCAGUUCAAAAAAGAAAUAACUUUAAAACAGCCUUUGAACACAUCAGAAAACAAAAGGAACCCCGAUACCAUUGCAUGUUGUGUUGCAAGAUAUCAAAUGCUCCCAUUCAGUAUACUGUUGACUACUUU
Messenger RNA from Boleophthalmus pectinirostris (great blue-spotted mudskipper), 1366 nucleotides. It is a transcript of the gene zranb2, whose product is annotated as zinc finger, RAN-binding domain containing 2. Gene Ontology annotation, biological process: RNA processing. Gene Ontology annotation, molecular function: lipopolysaccharide binding; RNA binding. NCBI's taxonomy places the organism in Eukaryota, Metazoa, Chordata, Actinopteri, Gobiiformes, Gobiidae. The record is from RefSeq and is a predicted model, not a curated record. The transcript is spliced from 9 exons. The coding region runs from base 100 to 1074 and encodes 324 amino acids.